CAUAAACACGCAUUCGAAAGCUUUAUUAGUUAUAUCGAUUUAAAUUUUAUCGGCAUAAACUGAUAUUUUAUAUUUAUUUUUUGAAUAAAAUAAGAAAUACGAAAACUCUAUUUUUUACAAUUUAACAAUUAUGUGGAUUGCAAAAAUUAUUUUUUUAUUAUUUAUUUUCAAUACGUGUGGUGAUAAUCUGUUGUCGCAGAGCAUAUUCUCUCAACAUCGAACUUCUGUCGUUCAGAUUCAAGUGGUGGAACUGAUGAAAUUAUGUUUUUCUGAGAAAUUGAAUCCAGUAAUUGUAACUCAAAAUUUGAAUGAUAUAAUUAAUCAGAAAUCAUGGGAUCCUUUGAGUUCAAACGCUAUAAUAAUUAAUGACGAUUUUAAUCCAAAAAUAAUUCAGGCAUUUUAUCCUGCUUACCCCACAUACGUCUUAUCAACUGAAUCACCAGAAAAACUUCGGAUAAUUUUGAACAAAUUGAAGGAUUUACCUGUCUGGAAUGUAAUUUCUUCUUUUUUUAUUAUUGAUCUAGAUGCUGCAGAAAACAAUUGCAAAGAUUCAUCUAAAAUGCUCCAAGUACUUUGGGAAGAUGAUUUGAUUAACUCAUUCUAUGUGUGCCAGAAUAAUAGUGAAGUAUUUUUGUACACUUACAAUCCUUACACCAACCGAGCACCUGAGCCCUGGAGAAGAGUCAGAAAUGCCGAUAAUCCUGACAAAUACUGGACACUGUUUAGACAGUCGCUAUCUAUUGAUGAAGGAAUAUGUAGCAGUCUUCAAUUUGAUAAGACGAAAUCCCUCGAUGGAUAUCCAGUCAAAGCAGUGGCCUAUCCUAUCCGCAACCCAUCUAUGAGCCAGCAGAAAAAUAAGACACAACCAUUGAAAAGCAUAAAAGAUAAUGUAUCAAAUAUAAGUUAUUUAUUUUUUGAUAGUUUAUUCGAAGCUAUAAAUGCCACACCGAUAAUCAAUUUUGACGAGGCCGGUGAUUUAGUUAAUAAUACAGCCGUAGGAUGUUUGCAAGCAUUGAUUAACGGUACACACGAUAUCGCGUUAAAUUUACGUCAAAUAGAUGAAGAUUCUUACGAGAAUAUUGACACUAUUAGAUUAUAUUAUCAACAAGGUUUUAUAUUAUCUACGAAAAAUUAUCCAAUGCGUUUAACUAAGGCUUCAUUAGGUGAUUUGAUAUACAUAAGUAAUGAAGUUAUUGUUGCUUUAGUACUAGUACUCUCAGCUACAUUUAUCAUUACGGUGUUUAGUAUAGAUAGUGUCGGUUAUCGAAACUAUGUACGAGGUUUUCUGGAUAUUUUAAGAUUGAUAUUGGGUUUCGGAAUUGAGGCACCAUUAGAGAGGGCAUCAGCGCGUAUGAUAUUCGUCGUUGCCAUUUUAGCAACGUAUUCAAUAAUUCCAGAAUUACAGAGCCAAAUAUCCGCUAUUUUGUGUUAUUCGGUCGGAAAGUCUUAUAUAGAAAAUUUCAACGAUACCCGUCAAAUAAAAAAUGCACUUAAAGUCAUCUAUUAUCCUAACGUUUUAUCAAAAGAUAUGGAAAAUUAUAUAUUAUCGCUAAAUAAAAGUAAAAAAUACAAUGAAUUUUGGUUCCGUGAAAUGAACGUCAGCAACAAAUUUUGCGAUUAUUAUCUUAAUGCUAGUAGUAUUAAUGUUUGCGUUGAUACUGUUGAGAAUCAAGUGGAAGCUUUAUAUAGAUAUCAAUAUAUGCGUGUUGUCCAAAAAACUGUUUAUGAUAAGUAUUAUUCGUACUGGACGCGACGGAAUUGGGCGCUUAAAAAUAGAAUUGAUGACGUCGCUCUAAGAUUACGGGAAUCUGGUAUCAUAAACUAUUGGGAUAAACGGGUAUUGUAUGACAAACUCAAUAAACACAAAACAAUCAUAAAACCUUGGAUACUAGAGUAUAAUCAAUUGAAUUCUAAAUCCUUCUUUCUACUUUAUUGGUUAGUUUAUUACCUCUUGAUGGCUUCUUUGAUUGUUUUUAUUCUGGAAAUAAUUGUUUAUAAGUGUCAACACGAAUAUCGAAGAAUGUUGAGACGGUGGGAAAGUACUCAACUCAUUAGGAAGCCUCCUGAAGUCGAUAUAGAAAUUCAAGAAAUUGAAUAAUAAUUUAUUAUUGUAUCGUUAUUAUCAAUUUCUUGCGUUUAUUUCAAAAGUUACCAAUCAAACAGAUUAAUCAAAAUUUUCCAAAUGGGACCGAUGUUAAAAAAUUUUAAAUACCUAUAUUUUGACACUGUUCUUGCUAUAUCGUUAAUUUAAAAAAUAAUAAUAAGAAAUGUUAGUAAUUAGAAUUGAAUUCUCGUCAUCGCAUGAAUAAAUUAAUUGCAACCUCCAAUUAUUUGAUUCAACAUUCAAAAAGUAAAAUCACCGCAGAUAACAGUUUUCCACCCGUACAGUUAUGUAAAAGACCUAGUACUAUUUGGAAAAAUUUAUUAUACAGUUUAGAAAAUUUUACUAUAAUAGAAUUAAAUUGAUUGAAAUUUAAUUUAUAUUAGUCUUUUAUCAUUUUAUUAUUAUUAUUGUUAUUAUCUAUGUUACCUAUAUUAUGUUGCUGUCAAUUUUAUAAUUUAAAAAUCACUUGACUUAACCGAGAUUUGAACCCUGACCUCCCGCGUACGAAUUCUCCCCCCAGUCUGUCGCUCCGAUGUCUUCUUUGAACGAAAGUCUUCGAACUUGUAAUACAUAUUGGUAUAUCCUAUCUCUACUAAUGUUCAGUUUUAUCGAUCUGCUCUGGAAACAUUACAAACCUAAUACUAUACUAUUCUCCUGAACUUCAGAAAUUACUGAACAGAUUGUAAUUUUUACAUAUUCUCUGUAUUUAAUGCAUAUUUUUAGUAAAUUUUAAUAUUUUUACAGAAUAAAAAUCAUUGAAGCCGCGUAAAAAAAAUUAUAUAUAAUUAUAUGUGAAG
Molecule: messenger RNA, 2901 nt
Organism: Microplitis mediator
Lineage: Eukaryota; Metazoa; Arthropoda; Insecta; Hymenoptera; Braconidae
Exons: 3
Coding region: 131-2098 (655 amino acids)
Source: RefSeq, a predicted model, not a curated record